This is a messenger RNA of Alligator mississippiensis (American alligator), 2644 nucleotides long. RefSeq names its product endogenous retrovirus group 3 member 1 Env polyprotein-like. The transcript has 2 exons. The record is from RefSeq and is a predicted model, not a curated record. NCBI's taxonomy places the organism in Eukaryota, Metazoa, Chordata, Crocodylia, Alligatoridae. Bases 789 to 2297 code for a protein of 502 amino acids.
UGUUGAUUGGUUUAUACUGUUGCUAUGCUUAUGAUGUCACAUUUUCUAUAUUACCCCCUCUCUGCCUAUGUUCAGAGUCAGACCUCAUGGCAAAAUUCUGAAUUUGUGUAGGACGCUGACCAGUAAUGCUUUCUUUAAUAAACUAAGUCUUAAAAUUUCAAUUGGCCUGUUCGUCUGAACCUCCGUCCAACGAACCCGGGGACAAAGUUUUCCCCUACAGUUUCCUGGUGUCAGCAGUGGGAUGCGGCAGAACACCGAGUUGGCAGCUUGAACAGUCUGGGGACACAACUGACACCCCUGGCGCCAAAACUCAGAGGUCAGUGCAGCUUUACCCAUUCCAACUGAUGUUCCCUGCCAUGCUUUGAGACCUGGUGAUUGGGUCCUAGUAAAGGAAUUUCGCCGAAAGGAUUGCCUGCAACCUAGAUGGAAUGGACCCUAUCAAGUCCUGCUAAGCACUAAUACUGCUGUAAAGGUUGAUGGAAAGUCUGCCUGGAUCCACGCAUCUCAUUGCAAAAGGACAUUAAUGCCAAAGAAAGAAGAACAAAUCAACCCAGAACCAGCCCAGUUGGAAUUAGAUCCCACUCAAAUGGCAACUGAGGAAGAAGGUCUUCAAGAAACGAGUGUGGAUACCCCUCACCUUGCUGAGCCCCCUCACAACUAUAACCUUUGUCCUAGAAGACAAGCCAAGAAAAGGUAACUAAUCAGUGCUAUUAACACCAAGGUGAACUCAUAGACAACGAAACCCAGAAGAAUUGCCUGCAGAGGCAAGCCAAACAAUACUUGCCAACAUGACUGCUAAGUUUAUUAUGGCUACAGUGCUACUUAAUUUAGCCAUAUUAGGUGCCCCUAAUGCAUACCUUGGUCUGCUACAGAAGAUAUCAAUAGCCCUAAACGUCUCAGAUUGCUGGGUGUGUGGUCUUAGUCCUAGGGCUUAUAGCGAAGGAUUUCUUAUGAUACCUCGCCCCUUGAGUUUAGAAAAUUUAACUGUGUGGUGGGCAGACCCAAAUAAUGCCACUUGGACUGAUGCAAGGUACCUUACGGUGAUUCCUUUACAGGGAGAAAUGUGUUGGGUACUCAACUACUCCCAACAAAAUUUUUAUUCAGUGGGAAAUAGUAGUUGUAAACAUUAUGAUAUGGGAAAAGGAGUGUGGAUGAACAAUCAUACUAAAGAGAGAACAUGGUGCCAAAGUUUUAAUAGAUGGUAUAACCCAUAUAACCAGACUAGUGGAACUGGUGCAAUAUCUUGCAAACCAGUGAAGUGGUCACAUAUCACCAUAUGGGAAUGUUCUACUUUAGGAGGGCAUUGCUAUAGAGAUGGCACCAUAAAGUCAGCAUCUCCUGACAGUUUGGGAAGGCCAUCUCCUAUUGGAGGUCGGUUUACCCUAGACUGGUAUGAAGGCUCUUUUAGUAAUAACCAGGCCCUGCAAGGAACCUAUUGGGUAUGCGGGACUAAAGCCUAUCAUCAACUACCGCCAAAUUGGUUCAGAACUUGUUAUCUAGCCUGGCUAACCCCUCCAGUCAGAGCUACAAAAGUUCUGCCUCCAGGGCAUCACCGAAAUAAAAGAGAAAGCCCCAAGCGAGCAGAUCGAGAACAAGAUGCGAUAGCUACCCUUGAAUCUUAUAAAAAUCCUUUAACCGUGGGAAAAUUAAUUGGGUGUUCUGUAGCAGGAAUAAUUCCACUAAUUACUGGUCCAGCUAUCUCCUGUUUGGGAAGAUAUACCCUGCGACUACAAGCGGUAGUUGAAAUAUUGGCCCAAGAAACUGAAACUGCCAUAGCCAGUCUGGGAAACGCUAUAAAGAUCAUAGCCGGAAAUCAAGAUAAUUUACGACUAAUGGUUAUGCAGAACCGAUUAGCCCUUGACUAUGUUUUAGCAUCUGAAGGGGGUGCCUGCGUUGUAAUAGGCCAAGAGUGUUGCACUUAUGUAAAUAGUACCUUUGAAUUAGUAGAAAACCAAGUUAAUAAUGCGAUGGUUCAUGCUGCAAAAGCCGCUGAAGCAGCCUUCAUUCCCAAGGAUUCUUCAGUAGAUGGGUUUGCUUGGUUAGAUCCUAGGGGAUUAUUCAAAGGUCUGAUUGGGAAAAUAAUGUCUGCUUUGUGUAUAGUUUUAAUUUUAGGGUUAAGUUUGUAUGUGAUUGUGCAGCUAGUUUUAUGUUGCACAAAGUUGUGUGUUAAAAAGUCUGAACGAACUCUCUCAUCUAUUUCCAAAGAAACGGUUAAAAACAUGGUGUUAGAACUAAGAAAUAAUGAAAUAGAGAUAGCGAAACUAUGGACAGACCUGUGCCAAAUAGAAAUAGAGUGAUCCUCCUUCGGAAGGAUCAAAGGGGGGAAAUGAAGGGGAAAAACAAAAUGGUUCCAGUCUGCCAUUCUGUUUGUGAGCGAGUCAUGUAGCCAGGUCAUGACCUUGCUGUUACAGACUGGUUUAAACUAGUUUUUUUCUUCAGUAACAAGUUGAAGACAUGUGCAGACUUGUCUGCGUCAUGGCUAAUGUUGAUUGGUUUAUACUGUUGCUAUGCUUAUGAUGUCACAUUUUCUAUAUUACCCCCUCUCUGCCUAUGUUCAGAGUCAGACCUCAUGGCAAAAUUCUGAAUUUAUGUAGGACGCUGACCAGUAAUGCUUUCUUUAAUAAACUAAGUCUUAAAACUUCAA